This is a messenger RNA of Trachymyrmex septentrionalis, 3372 nucleotides long. It is a transcript of the gene SPoCk, whose product is annotated as calcium-transporting ATPase type 2C member 1. The record is from RefSeq and is a predicted model, not a curated record. Gene Ontology annotation, molecular function: P-type calcium transporter activity; ATP hydrolysis activity; ATP binding. The coding region runs from base 541 to 3372 and encodes 943 amino acids. Gene Ontology annotation, cellular component: Golgi membrane; endoplasmic reticulum; plasma membrane. NCBI's taxonomy places the organism in Eukaryota, Metazoa, Arthropoda, Insecta, Hymenoptera, Formicidae. The transcript is spliced from 17 exons. Gene Ontology annotation, biological process: intracellular calcium ion homeostasis; manganese ion transport; calcium ion transmembrane transport.
CCCUCAGUCUGUCAGCGCGGCGCUACUUGUCGCGCAAGCCGGGAACGAAUCCUCCUUUGCGCCCGGCUCGGUACGUCUCGCUCAUCGGGCAUCGGGCCGGUUGGGUCGAUCCGGUCGAUCGACCUUCCGAGUUCCGUCCGCGAACAGCGGCGGCGGUGGCAAGUGGCUCGAGAGACGUGUGCGACGAAAGUGGACCGCGGCCGAAUUCAUCCGUGUGUCGGGACCGAUUCCCCUCACAACUCUCGUCUGUCAAUGAACACGAGAACUGACGAUCCACGAGCUGUCACACGAGAUAUAAGAGAGGAAGACAAUACACCAUAACGUUUCCAUUUACGCUGGUAAACGAGAUUAGAAGAGACAGAGAAAUAUAGAAAGAGGAAAGAAGAGAAGAGGUGAAUCGAUAGCACAAGAUUUUGGUGGUAUCCCAUCAACUGGUGGUGCUUUCAUCUCCGGCGUCAAGCCAUAUUUUCUGUUCCUGUUCUCUUUAGAAAAACGGAAUAUUACCGGAAAGGGUGCUGAGAGAAAUCACUCUCUUCCGCGAUGAGAGACACCGGUAACCAGGCCAAGUACGAGCAGCUCUUAGACGACGCUGGUCUCGAAAUUCGCAACGACGACAAGGAACACAAUGAAGAAAAUACGACACUAGACGAGGGUAAAGGACAAAAUUGUGAAAUGUGGUUGACAACCGCUGAAUCGGCUAGUCUAGGGGCAGAGGAAGUAGCAGCUAGAUUACACGUGGAUGUACGAACAGGACUCAGAUGGCAAGAGGCUGAUCAUAGAAGGCAACUAACAGGUUUCAAUGAGUUUACUGUAAAGGAAGAAGAUCCACCAUGGAAAAAAUAUAUCGAACAGUUCAAGAAUCCAUUGAUUCUUCUUCUACUUGCCUCUGCAUUUGUCAGUGUAUGUAUGAAGCAAUUCGACGACGCUGUCAGUAUUACUGUAGCUAUCAUAAUAGUGGUGACAGUUGCAUUUGUACAAGAAUAUCGAUCAGAGAAAUCUUUAGAAGAAUUGAAUAAAUUGGUACCACCAAUAUGCCACUGCUUAAGAGAGAGCCGUGUAGAGACAUUUCUUGCACGUAAUUUAGUUCCUGGUGAUAUAGUAUAUUUAAAUAUUGGAGAUAGAGUACCUGCCGAUAUCAGAAUAUUUGAAGCUAUAGAUCUGGCGAUUGACGAGAGUAGCUUUACUGGAGAGACCGAACCGGCGCAAAAGUCGACAGCUCCUUUGCUUAAGACUAAUGGAUUGACGUCGAAGAGGAAUAUCGCCUUCAUGGGCACUUUAGUACGCUGCGGAAAUGGCAAGGGAAUUGUAGUGAAUACGGGAGAAAAGAGUGAAUUUGGGGAGGUUUUCUCGAUGAUGCAAGCUGAGGAGGCACCAAAGACUCCACUACAGCGAAGCAUGGACAUUUUAGGUACUCAGCUGUCCUUCUAUUCGUUCUGCAUUAUCGGUAUCAUUAUGCUGCUGGGCUGGAUCCAAGGUAAGGCUAUCCUUGAGAUGUUUACCAUUGGUGUAAGCUUGGCAGUAGCGGCUAUACCGGAAGGCUUGCCUAUCGUCGUGACUGUGACACUGGCAUUGGGAGUAAUGAGAAUGGUUAAGAGAAAAGCUAUUAUAAAGAAGUUACCAACCGUUGAGACUCUCGGCUGCGUAAAUGUAAUAUGUUCUGAUAAAACCGGCACAAUUACAAAGAACGAGAUGACCGCUACGAUUCUCGUUACAUCGGAGGGUUACAUCGCGGAUGUUACUGGAGCGGGAUAUAACGGGGUGGGAGAAAUACACAUACGGAAGUGUGAUAAUUCUGAUCUUGCACAUGCUGCUAUCAGUAACAUGCUGGAAAUAGGUUGCGUUUGUAAUAACGCUAUCAUACAAAAUGACGUUCUGUUGGGACAACCAACGGAAGGCGCGCUGAUAGCAGUGGCAAUGAAAUUCGGAAUGUAUGGUGUCGCUGAUAGAUAUUUGCGAUUGCAAGAAUAUCCAUUUUCUUCUGAGCAAAAAAUGAUGGCUGUGAAAUGUACACCCAAGUUUGGCGAGAAUAGACAGGAAAUAUACUUUGUGAAAGGUGCUUUGGAGAAAAUCUUACCACAAUGUACAAAAUAUUAUGAGAACGGUCAAGUGUAUCCCCUUAGUCAAAAGAAAGAUCAGGAAUUCUUAACAGAAGCAUAUGAUAUUGGUCAACAAGGGUUGAGAGUGAUUGGUCUGGCACGUGGUUCUUCGUUACAAGAUUUAAUUUAUGUUGGCUUGGUUGGUAUUUGUGACCCACCAAGACCGUAUGUGCGCGAAUCUAUUAGCAUUUUAAUAAACAGUGGCGUUAAAGUGAAGAUGGUGACUGGUGAUGCUAAGGAAACUGCAGCUGCAAUAGCUAGCAUGAUUGGUUUGGACACACUUCAUAGUCGAUUGCUUUCGGGAGACGAGAUCGAUAUGAUGUCCGAACAUCAAUUGGAACAGUGCAUUAAUAGUGUUAGUGUAUUUUACCGAGUAACACCAAAGCACAAACUUUGUAUUGUAAAGGCCUUACAGAGGAAUGGCAACAUAGUAGGUAUGACCGGUGACGGCGUAAACGAUGGAGUUGCGUUGAAAAAGGCCGAUAUAGGCAUCGCCAUGGGUAAAAAUGGCACUGAUGUAUGCAAAGAAGCGGCCGACAUGAUCUUGGUUGACGACGAUUUUGGAACUAUUAUCGCGGCGAUCGAAGAGGGAAAGGGAAUCUUUCACAACAUUCGCAAUUUUGUCAGGUUUCAAUUGAGUACUAGCAUAGCUGCGCUUUCUCUGAUUGCUCUUGCAACAUUGAUGAGUAUACCGAAUCCUUUGAAUGCUAUGCAAAUAUUAUGGAUCAAUAUCAUUAUGGAUGGUCCACCUGCUCAAAGUCUUGGGGUAGAACCGGUUGACAAAGAUGUUUUGAAGCAAAAGCCACGAAAUACAAAGGAGCCAAUGAUUACGCGUCAUCUCAUAAUUAACGUCUUAUUAUCCGCUAGCAUCAUUAUUCUUGGUACUUUAUGGGUGUACAAUAGAGAGAUGGUUAAUGGGAAUACCGCGAGAGAUACUACCAUGACAUUCACUUGCUUCGUAUUCUUUGACAUGUUCAAUGCUCUUAGCUGUAGAUCACAAACGAAAUCCAUAUUCACAAUCGGUUUGUGGAGUAAUAAAAUGUUCCUGGUAGCCGUAACGCUCUCUGUCAUCGGACAAAUGUUUGUGAUCUACUUCCCUCCAUUGCAGAGAAUAUUUCAAACUGAAGCUCUUACUGCAAAAGAUCUUCUAUUCUUGGCGACGUUGACAUCGAGUGUCUUCGUCAUUAGUGAGAUAAAGAAGUUCAUUGAAAGACAACUGCAGAGACGUCGCGUCAAUGGCCAGUAUUAUAACAAGUUCGAAAUGGACUUUGUAUGA